Guyanagaster necrorhizus is the source of this 723-nucleotide messenger RNA. RefSeq lists its product as uncharacterized. The coding region runs from base 1 to 723 and encodes 240 amino acids. NCBI's taxonomy places the organism in Eukaryota, Fungi, Basidiomycota, Agaricomycetes, Agaricales, Physalacriaceae. The record is from RefSeq and is a predicted model, not a curated record. The transcript is spliced from 7 exons.
AUGACGCUGCCAAAUUUGCUGGAUGCAGAGGUCGUUAGCGAACCGGACUGGCCUACUAUCCCGGGGCACCAGGACACCGAACUGCAGAGCAAAGCGCUCGAAGUCCGUAUUUCGGACCGUCUUCCGAUCCCCUCAUAUGGCGACCUCAAUAUUAUCAAUGAGACCACGGAAUUGUCUUCCGAAGAAUUCCACUGCACAAAAGGAAUGGUGCCCAUGCGCAAUUGGUGUCGCGAUGCGUACAGUGUUUUGGCAUCGUUUCUUGACCAUGUUGCUUCAGUCCUCAGACUAACAAAUUCGUAUCAUCCAAGGGACAAAUUGGAACGCGAGGACUCCGUUUCAGCAGAGCCUUCACGUUGUACCCCUCGGUUAUUCUGGGCUGCGUUGUGGCGCAUUCAAAAGACACAGACGCUGUCAAAACUACCCAUUGCGCUCCAAAUACUUCAAGUCUACGAGAUCGUGGGGAGAAUAUUUCCCAUGUACAAAGUCAUGAAAGUAAAACCGAGAGUCGCACGCAAAUUGGAGUCGGGAGACCAUGACUGGUGUACCACUGACCAAAUGGACGUUGACUGGAUAUCUCUCACAUAUAAAGAUCUCGGGUUCCUGAGGCGCGCCAAAGCAUAUUUCAAGGCGUUUCAUGUUGCUUUGACAUACCAGAAGUUCUCGCAGCGUAUGAGGUUAAAGAUUGUCAUGAAUCUGUCGAGAGGGUUCUUCACCGGGAAAUAA